Halichondria panicea is the source of this 3524-nucleotide messenger RNA. Its product is annotated as phosphorylase b kinase regulatory subunit beta-like. Gene Ontology annotation, biological process: glycogen metabolic process. Gene Ontology annotation, molecular function: calmodulin binding. NCBI's taxonomy places the organism in Eukaryota, Metazoa, Porifera, Demospongiae, Suberitida, Halichondriidae. The transcript has 32 exons. The coding region runs from base 95 to 3403 and encodes 1102 amino acids. The record is from RefSeq and is a predicted model, not a curated record. Gene Ontology annotation, cellular component: phosphorylase kinase complex.
GUUUUAGACCUAGAUCUAUUACUAGUAUAACGACCCGUACCCUUUGUCUACACGAGAAACAGAUCUGAUCUUGCAUGCUAGCAAGGCUGUUGAGAUGGAGAUUGAAGAAGAGAUACGUGUUGACAUGCUUAACAGAUACUACAAAGAAGUACAUAGGACCCUGCUGUGUCACCAGAGCCACACCCUGGGGCUGUUCCCUCGAGGCAAGAGUCGUCAUGCCAGAGUCAGAGAUAAUGUCUACUGUGCCUCUGCUCUAUGGUCCGUCUCUCUUGCCUACAGGCACAUUGGUGAUGACAAGGGUCGCACACAUGAGCUGGAGCAGAGUGCUGUCAAGUGCAUGAGAGGUAUACUAUUCUGCUACAUGAGGCAGGCAUCCAAGGUUGAGAGCUUCAAGAUGAGUCAGUCAUGGGAAGAUGCCCUACACUCUCGCUUUGAUUGCCUCACUGGGGACCCAGUGGUCGACCAUCAAGAAUGGGGACACCUACAGAUCGAUGGUACUUCUCUUUUUCUACUUAUGUUGGCUCAAAUGACUGCAGCUGAUGUCCAGGUGAUCUUUACAAUGGAUGAGGUGGACUUUGUACAGAAUGUGGUCUACUAUGUAGAGAGGGCUUAUCGAAUUCCUGACUACGGGAUGUGGGAGAGGGGUUCCAGAGACAAUGUGGGACGUAGGGAAUUGCAUGCUAGCUCCAUUGGUAUGGCAAAGGCUGCCCUGGAGGCGAUGAACGGGCUGAAUCUGUUUGGCAGUCAGGGUUCAUCUCUAUCCAUCAUCCAUGUUGACCCAGACGCGCAGUAUCGCAACUGUGUCAUUUUAAACAACCUUCUGCCUCGAGAGUCAAGCUCAAAGGAGACCGACGCCUCCCUGCUCAUGAUCUCAGGCUACCCUGCUUUCUCUAUUGACGACACUGCCCUACGCCAGAGAACUGAGGAGAGAACUAAGCAGCUGCUCGGACCUGAUGGAAAGAAUGGCACAACGUACGGGUUCAAGCGAUUUUCCAGGGAUGGCCAUCACACUGUCAAGGAAGACCCCUCUAAGAAGUACUACAAUCCUGAAGAUCUCACGCAAUAUGAGGGUAUAGAGUGUGAGUGGCCACUGUUCUUCAUCAUUAUGAUCCUCUCUGAGUAUUGUCGUGGGAACACGGAGGAAGCUGACAAGUACUGGAAGAAGCUUGAGAAGUGUCUGGUCCUUCAUCACAGUGAUAUACCAGGGGUGGAAGACUGGAUGGUGGUUCCUCGACUGUAUUAUGUAUGUGAGUCUGAACUGAGUGAUGAGGUGCCAACUGUGGGAAGUGCUGUCACUGUCAGAGAGCUCAAGAUGGAGCCCAUGAACGAAGGCAUCCCCUUUCUCUGGGCACAAGCACUUUACCUCAUUGCAAGACUCACUCGUGACAAUCUGCUUACUCUGAAUGACCUGGACCCCCUGGGGCUACGUCUACCACACCAUACCAGACACACUGGUAUGGCCAGGCACCUUGGGUUCAGGGCCCCAGGCCAUGACACCAUCAUACAGGUGGCACUCAUCUCAGAGACCACGAGAUUGCAAGCCAUCCUUGCCACUCACGGCAUUCCUACCCAGACUCAAAAACAGGUAGAGCCCAUCAAGAUCAGACCACCUGGAGACAUCCUUAUGAAGGUCUUCCAGAAUGUUGGUGCCAACAAAAAGUUGGGGCUAUCUGGUCGACCCAGCAGACCAAUAGGAGCACUGGGAACCAGCAAGGUGUACCGAAUCUUGGGCCAGAUGGUGAUGUUCUUUCCGACGGACUAUAAUGUGGACUUUUACAUAUCUUUUGAUGUCAUGAUGCUUAUCGAUCUGUUCACAUCCACCAUGUCCUUCCUCAACCUAUACUGGAACAUGUCUGGCAAACCAACCAUGUGCAUCUACUUAACUGAGAACAGACUCAAAGGAAACAAUUUUCGCAAAUUCAUCAACUUCUUGGCUAAGGUGAAACAUGGAUCAGUGGACGGCGUUAAAGUUCGUCUGAGCAGCCUGCAGGCACUGAUCCCCACCUCCUACAUAGAAAACCUUGAGGUGACUAUGGAUGAGGACGCUGACAAAACUCUGCAGAAGAGACUCAACAAUCCUCCCCGCAGGACAGCGUCUGCUACAAAUCUAUUCAGCUCUAGCAGCUCUGUCAGCAUCGGUAGUCAUAUUGGGGGGGAUGACUACGAUGUCUUCAUGGUGGAUGACUCGGAGAUACAGCAGCUGUCCGAAACUAACCCCUUGAUUGAGGUGGAACCGUUAUUCUCUUCUGCAAGUCUGAAGAAUGACUCAGCUGAACAGCUUCUGGAAUCUUUAGCCAAAGUUGCUCACACCAAUCAGCUUGGGAGGCUGUACAUUAUCGACGAGUUGGGGAAACGCAAUGAACAGUGGAGGAUUGACACUGAAGAGAUGAUUGAAGAAACACUUCAGGCCAUUUAUGAUGACGCUGGCGAGAAGAAACACUGGAAGACUGUGCGACUGGCUGCGGCUAUGCUGGGUAAAGUGGUGGACGGUUUGGCACCCGCUCUCACCAGCAUGCUUGUUAGGGGCAAAGAGGUAUCAUUUGGAGUAUUUGGACACCCUGAACUGAUAGUUAGUGAGCCCAUGAGUCCCAAGGAGAUCACAGAGAUCAUCUAUGAAAAGUGUAUGCCUUACAACCCAGUUGAGGCAGUGCUUCAACAAGAGAUGUUGAUCUACCUUGGUGAGUACAUAACACGUCAGUACCACACUGUUUUCAAUGGGAUGAUCAGGAUCAGAAUAGGGUGGAUCAUCAAGGCUAUGAAGAAUGAGAGUUCUAGAAUCUCCAGUAUGAGCACUAGGACGGUACACCAGCUUGCCCCGUCAGAGGUGAAGGAAUUGUUGCUAAGGAUACUCCUAGACAAUGAAUCAAGGAAACCUCUUAGUCAAAGGCAGUUGGAUGGUGCUCUCAACAGAGUGCCUCAAGAUUUUUAUGUCAAAGUAUUUGGGAUAUUGAAGCGCAUACCUGGAGGCAUCAGUGUCAGUGACAAGCAGUUGCCACAGCACCCAGCCAUUUACGAGAUGGGUUCCCAUGAGAAGAAUUUUGCUCUCAAGGUGGAGGAGCUACUCAGUAGCAUCACUUUCCCAGAGUAUAGGCAAAUGAUCGUUGAGCUACUGAUGGUGGUAUCAACAGUACUCGAGAGAAAUCCAGAAGUAAUUAUCAAAGGAUCAAUAAAUUUAGACGAGUUGUUGCAAAACUCAAUGGAUCUACACUCCGUUGAUAUCGAGCACUUCAAUGAAGGCACAGAUGGUGGCGAAAGUUCUGUCUGCUACAAGGCUGACAGUUUCUAUGCACUGUUUCCCGAUGGUCAAUGUGGAAGUGCUUCAUACAUCGCCAGGGCAGUGGUUAACAAAGUGCUUCAAGAGGGACUUAAUUAUGACCCAUCGAAGGCUUGCAGUAUCAGCUAGACUCUAUCGUUUUUAUACGUACAAAUCACCUUUAUUAUUGUGCAUAUCAUAUUAAACAGUAACUCGAUUGUAACAAAAGCAGGGACUUCUAUGUAUAACUGUUAUGAUAUUGGUUUCACGU